CCCUCGACAACCCCCUCUUUGUGAAGCCAUUCAAUGUGAGUCGCUUCAUUGAUGGCCUGAGAAGACGCGACAGGGCAUACACGGCCAUCGACUUUUUGCAAAUCCGCGUCGGACCGGCGCAGGGGACAGUCAGUGGAGGACAGAAAAAUUGCACACGCAUACACAAUCUUCGACAAACGAUCGAGACAAUACCACACAACGCACCGCGCACUCCUUCCACUCGACUGCCACCGUCUCAAGCCCUCCCGAUCGAUUCAGAUUUGCAAACAGCCGUCCGCCGUACCAUCCUCGCUCGCGCCUUCUCAGUCGUCAUUCUCAACACGCACCUCGAACAGCACGCUGACCUCCGCUUUCGCAUAGCAGCCUUCAUAAUCCGACAACAUGGGUAUCUCUCGCAGUGGUAACUGGAAGCGCGCCGCCUCUGGCGCCAAGCGCAUUCCCGCCAACAAGAAGCGCGCUUUCGAGAAGGGCCGUCAGGCCGCCAACACCCGUAUCGGUGCCAAGCGUAUCCAUCUCGUGCGCACCCGUGGUGGCAACCGCAAGUUCCGUGCCCUCCGUCUCGACUCGGGCAACUUCUCCUGGGGCUCUGAGGGUAUCUCCCGCAAGACCCGUGUCAUUGCCGUCGCCUACCACCCUUCCAACAACGAGCUCGUCCGUACCAACACCUUGACCAAGUCCGCCGUUGUCCAGAUCGAUGCCGCUCCCUUCCGUCAGUGGUACGAGGCCCACUACGGUGCCGCUCUCGGUCGCCGUCGCCAGGCCAAGGGCACCGAGGCCGAGGAGGUCAAGAAGUCCAAGUCCGUCGAGAAGAAGCAGGAGGCCCGCACCAAGGCUUCCGGCAAGGUCGAGUCUCCCAUUGAGAAGCAGUUCGAGGCCGGUCGUCUCUUCGCCGUUGUCGCCUCGCGCCCCGGCCAGAGCGGUCGUGUUGACGGCUACAUCCUCGAGGGUGAGGAGCUCGCCUUCUACCAGCGCGCCAUCCGCAAGUAAACCAUGACCCGCCGUUAACGAAGGAUUAUGGGGGGAUGUUCAUCAUGGCUUUUCACAUGGUUGGCGUCGUUGUUCAUGACACAGGCGUCUGCUCGGGACAGCAAAAAGCACUGUUGUUGUUUAGCUUACGUCAAAUUCUCUCUUGUUUCUCAAAAAAAUUUCAAAGCCUUUCGAAUACCCCCUC
Messenger RNA from Aureobasidium pullulans EXF-150, 1171 nucleotides. RefSeq names its product 40S ribosomal protein S8-B. Bases 382 to 987 code for a protein of 201 amino acids. Gene Ontology annotation, biological process: translation; maturation of SSU-rRNA from tricistronic rRNA transcript (SSU-rRNA, 5.8S rRNA, LSU-rRNA). NCBI's taxonomy places the organism in Eukaryota, Fungi, Ascomycota, Dothideomycetes, Dothideales, Saccotheciaceae. The record is from RefSeq and is a predicted model, not a curated record. Gene Ontology annotation, molecular function: structural constituent of ribosome. Gene Ontology annotation, cellular component: ribosome; cytosolic small ribosomal subunit. The transcript is spliced from 3 exons.